Messenger RNA from Lentinula edodes (shiitake mushroom), 177 nucleotides. RefSeq lists its product as uncharacterized. The transcript has a single exon. The record is from RefSeq and is a predicted model, not a curated record. The annotation marks the transcript as partial. NCBI's taxonomy places the organism in Eukaryota, Fungi, Basidiomycota, Agaricomycetes, Agaricales, Omphalotaceae.
GAUAGAAUCGGGGAGAGUGGUGAACCCUGUGGGGUUCCGUUAGCAACAUCUUCAAGAUUAGAAGUGAUACCAUCUACGCAGACAGCGGCUUUGCGGUCUGACAGAAAGUAUUUCACAAAUUGGACUAUCUGUAGCGGAAUGCCUUUCCUGCGAAGUUCAUACAGUAAGCGAUCAUGA